AUGGCUGAGGAGGAGGAGGCUCUGACCCAGGCGGGACCCAACCUCUCCACCGGGGCCCUCCAUCCUGCUCCUCCCUCCAACUUCUCCCCAGGGCCAGGGACGGACCCGGCGAGGGUCCCGACGCCGGCGGCGCCCGCCCUCCUCCUCCUCCUGCUGCUGCUGUUCUCCCUGGCGGGCAACGCUCUCCUUCUGGGCCGCCUGCGCUGCGGAGGGCUCUUCUGCUGCUGCCGCUGCCGCCGGGGCCCCCGUCGGAAGAUGGACUUCUUCCUGGCCCACCUGGCGCUGGCCGACCUCUACGGCUCCGGGGCCCUGCUGCUCCUGCUCUCCUUGCCCCCCGAGGGCUCCUCCGAGGCCUCCUGCCGGCUCCUGAGGCUGCUCCGAGGCUCCGGGAGGCUGGCCCCUUCCCACCUGGUCCUCCUCCUGGCCCUGGAGCGCCGCAGCCUCCUCCUCCUCCGCAGCCCCUCCGCCACGGCCUCCCCCUUCCUCCGCCUGCCGCCCCGAGGGGCCCUGGCCGGGCUGGGCUGGCUGCUGGCCCUCCUGCUGGCCCUCCCCGAGGCCUUCGCCUUCCGGCUCCUGGGCGGCCGCUGCCUCAGCGUCUUCCCCGCAAAGCCCCGCUGGCAAGGGGCGGCCUACGCCGUCUAUGGGGCGCUGACCGGCUUCGUGGCCCCCGCCUGCCUCCUGGGCUUCCUCUGCGGGGGCCUCCUGUGGGCCCUCGGGAGAAAGGAGGCCGAGGAGGAGGCGGAGGGCGAAGGGCAGCGGCGGGAGCCCUCCGGGGAGGCGGCCAGGUGCUGCUCCGCCUGGCCCCCGCGGAGCCGGGCGAUACAGCUGGCCCUGGCCCUGGCCGCCCUCUUCGCCCUCUGCGGCUUCCCGCGCUUCCUCCUCGAAGUGGCCUCGUUCCCCGACGGAGCCUCGAGGGCGGCGGUGGCGGAGGACUUCCUGUCGGCCUCCCAAGCCGCCCUCAACCCCUGCCUCUGCCUGCUCUUCCGCGGGCGCCGCCGGAGCUUCCUCUGCCCCUGCCCAGCCCCCAGGGCCCAGCCCCGGCGGCAGCAGCAGCGGAGGAGGAGGAGGGCCAGGCCUCGGACCCCGUCGCCUCAGCCUCCGGCGGCCCUCCCGAAGGCUCCCCGAGGGCUGUGUCCCUGCCAAGCCCAGCCCGAGGAAGAGGAACGCAGCCCCGACGCCCAGGAGCCCGGCUCCAGUCCCUUCUGAGCAGCCCAAGACUGGAGGCUGAGAGAGUGUGACCUGACCAAGGCUCGAUGGAGCUGAGCGUUUGGAGAGCCAGCUUUGGGAUUGGAAACCUUUGAGAUUUGGAGUUUUUUCUUGGCAAGACUUUGUCCCCUUGUGGCCCCUCUGAGGCUGAGAGAGUGUGACUUGCCCCCAGGGUUAGAUGGAGCUGAAAGUCUGGAGGGCCAGCUUUGGGAUUCAAACCUUGUGGGAUUCUGAGCUUUUUCUUGACAAGACUUCAUCCCCUUUUAACUUCUUCUGAAGCUGAGAGAGUGUGGGAGGCUCAGGGUUAGAUGGCGCUGAGGCCAAGUUUGGGAUUUGAACUCUGUGGGAUUUGGAGUCUUUUCUUGUCAAGAUUUCGUUCCCAUUUGAGCUCCUUGGAGGCUGAGAGAGUGUGACUUGCCCAGGGUCAGAUGGAGCAGAGAUUUGGGAUUGGGACCCUGGGUUGGCAGCUUGAAGCAGAAGGACCGCAAAGGAGGACAAGGCACUGCACAAUGUAGGACGUCAAGGGGAAAAGUGGAGGGCAUGAUGACCAAAUGGAAGCCGAAAACACCAGUGUAAAUGUACAAUCAUGGUUCUUAGUCGUGGCCAGGAUGGAGGACUUUUUGGCAUUUCUCCUGGACAGAAGGGUGACAUGUAGGACAGGGUUCUGGAAAAAAGAGGAUGCCUGGCCACUGCAGCUUAAAGGCAACCUGAGCCCUUUUCUCACAAUGGUUGUUAUCACACAGUGACCUAUGUGCUGUCAUCCCAAAAAUGUGUCCCCAGGAGCUUGUCCUAAAUCUUUUUUAAUUUCUAAAAUAAUAGUUGAGUCUGGAGCUUGCCUCUGAUCAUACUUCGGUACCAGAAGACUGAGGACUGCUGGCUGCUCUUUAGUGUGGGAAAAGGAGCUCUGCACAUGCUCAAAAGAACUCUCUUUAUUAAUAUUUUAGCUUCCAGGGCAGAGCUUGGGGCUGUGGUGAACCUUGUUUAGUUUACAGUCAUAUGAAGAAGUCGCACAGUCUGUUUCAUGUCAAGGGAGAACAGAUGAGCCAAUGGAUAUAUAUAUAUAUAUAUAUAUAUGAUCUAGUUGUUAUUUUAAAUACUUGGUAUGCAGAUAUUUGUGGUUGUUGUGUGUCUUCAAGUCAUUUCCAGCUUACGGCAGCUCUAUCCUAGGGUUUCCUUGGCAA
Sceloporus undulatus (fence lizard) is the source of this 2387-nucleotide messenger RNA. It is a transcript of the gene GPR150, whose product is annotated as G protein-coupled receptor 150. The record is from RefSeq and is a predicted model, not a curated record. Bases 1 to 1206 code for a protein of 401 amino acids. The transcript has a single exon. Gene Ontology annotation, molecular function: corazonin receptor activity. Gene Ontology annotation, cellular component: membrane. NCBI's taxonomy places the organism in Eukaryota, Metazoa, Chordata, Lepidosauria, Squamata, Phrynosomatidae. Gene Ontology annotation, biological process: neuropeptide signaling pathway.